AUGGCGGACAACCUUGCACCCAUUGUCCAGCUCCUUCAGGCUACAUUGGACCCUAGACAGCACAAACAAGCCGAAGCUGCCCUCCGUCAAGCAGAGAAGAAACCGGGAUACUCGUUGCAGCUCUUGCACAUCACCGCCAACAAUGCACUGCCAUACAACACUCGCCUGUCGAGCGCCCUCUACUUCAAGAACUUUAUCAAAUGGAAUUGGACCGACGAGGAUGGCAAUUACAAGUUGGAAGAGAAAGAUGUCAAAACAAUCAAGCAAGAGCUCAUAAGCCUGAUGAUUUCCAUGCCUCCGGGCAUUCAGACCCAACUAGGAGAAGCUGUCAGCGUGAUAGCGGACAGCGAUUUCUGGCGGCGAUGGGAUACACUUGUUGGCGAUCUUGUUUCACGGUUGUCGCCAGAUAACAUUAUUGUGAACAUUGGUGUCUUACAGGUUGCACACUCCAUUUUCAAAAGAUGGAGGCCCCUUUUCCGCUCAGACGAACUCUACGAGGAAAUCAACCAUGUUUUGGAGCGGUUUGGCCAGCCGUAUCUUGCUCUUUUUGAGAGCCUGGAUUCGUUUAUCGAUCAGAACAGAAACGAUAAGGAGAAAAUCACCCAAGCCUUCUCCCAAUUAAAUUUGAUGAUCAAAUUGUUUUACGACCUCUCGUGCCAUGAUCUUCCGCCGAUGUUUGAAGACCACGUAGGAGCCAUAGCGUCCCUGCUUUUGAAGUAUCUGACAUAUGACAACCCGUUGCUUCAUACUGCCGAUGAAUCAGAGGCUGGCCAACUGGAGUUUGUUAAAGCCGGGAUUUUCGAAGCUCUGGUGCUUUACGUACAGAAAUACAUCGAUAUCUUUGGAGAUCAUGUCCAUCAGUUUAUUAGCAGUUCUUGGAAUUUACUCACCACGAUUGGGCAGGACACCAAAUAUGACAUUCUUGAUGACGCAGUGCUCAGUCAAGUGACAGAAAAGGUCAUUUUGCCAAAUAUAUCCCUACGAGAGUCGGACAUUGAAAUGUUUGAAGAUGAACCCAUCGAGUUCAUUCGCCGAGAUCUCGAAGGAGGCGAUAGCGAAACGAGAGACGCGCGGCCAACUGAUUUCCUCAGACAGUGCCUUGAAAACUUCGAACAUUCGCCAUCGCUGCGAAAGGGUGUCGCGACAGCAACCCAUGGAGUGACAACUACAAAUCCGCUGGUCAGCAUUACCGAUUUCUUCCAAAAACAUUUAGCCUCCGAUUUAGUUGCGACAACAGGAGUUCAGCCGCUCUUGAAGGUGGACGCCAUCAAGUUUUUGUACUCGUUCCGAAGUCUCAUCACAAAAGAGCAAUGGCGUGAAGCCCUUCCUCUUUUGGUGCAACAUCUCGGGUCUUCAGUCUACGUUGUGUACACCUACGCAGCUGUUGCCCUUGAGAAAGCACUCUGUCUUGCUGAUAACCAAAAUCAACCCGUCAUCCCUGCCAGCGAAAUCACGCCUUUGGCCCCACAGCUCCUUGAGCAUAUCUUUCAACUAAUAGAAAAGGAUCCAUCGCCCCCCAAGGUCCAGGAAAAUGAGUUUCUUAUGCGAUGCAUCAUGAGGGUGCUCCUAGUUAUCAAGGACAGUGUCGUCCCAAUCAUCGACCCCAUUUUACAACAUCUCGUUAAUAUCACAAAAAUAAUCAGCACAAAUCCCAGCAACCCUCGGUUCUACUAUUAUCAUUUCGAGGCCCUUGGUGCUCUGAUUAGGUUUGGGGCUCCCAGCCAGCCUUCCAAGGUUGAGAAUGCCCUUUAUACCCCGUUUGUUAAUAUCUUGCAGAGUGACGUGCAAGAAUUUAUGCCCUAUGUCUUCCAACUCUUGUCCGCGCUAUUGGAAGCCCAACCGUCGAACACCCUCCCUGAAAACUAUCAAAGCCUGAUCGCUCCAAUUCUGAUACCAACCAUGUGGGAAACCAGAGGGAAUAUACCCGCGCUUGUGCGCUUAUUGUCAUCUAUUCUUCCUCGGGGCGCCGGCAUGAUUACACAGAAUAAUCAGAUAGAGCCAAUCUUGGGUAUCUUCCAGAAACUAGUGUCAUCCAAACUCAACGAGAGUUACGGGUUUGAUCUACUUGAAAAUGUCAUAUCAGCAUUCCCUUCGGCCAUUUUGGAGAAAUACUUUGCGACUAUCACCCAAAUUAUCUUGACCCGACUUGAAAAAUCUAAAACGGAGAACUUCACGCUCCGAUUUGUUCGAUUCUAUCAUUUUAUCUCCGCCCUCAAUGAGAAUGGUUACGGUUGUGAUUUCUUCAUCCAAGUCACGGAACAUAUUCAGUCUGGCGUAUUCACCCCUAUCUAUUUGAAUAUCAUCCUCCCAGAAUCGCGGAAACUCGCACGUCCGUUAGACCGAAAAGUGGCUUUGAUAUCGUUCACCAAAACGCUUGCAAACUCCGAUGCGUUCGCUAAUCGAUAUAAGAAAGGAUGGGGGUUUACCUGUGAGGCCCUCCUUAAUCUUGUCAGUCAGCCUCCUCUGCCUGCCGCCAAGGACGACAUCAUCAGAGAGAACGAUGUUGAGGAUAUGACGUUUGGUGUUGGAUACACCCAACUGAACACCAUCAAGAAAGCUGCCCGUGACCCAUGGCCUCAGAUUGGUCCCAAUCUCGGCGCCUGGGUCGCUACAUAUCUAAAGGAGGCCGAUACAAGACAUGGUGGAAGAAUUAGUAGUUUUGCACAGGAAAGGCUGAGCCCAGAGGCCAAAGCUGGGUUGGCAAACUACCUGAGCGGCUAA
Messenger RNA from Uncinocarpus reesii 1704, 2721 nucleotides. Its product is annotated as HRC135 protein. The transcript has 10 exons. The record is from RefSeq and is a predicted model, not a curated record. Gene Ontology annotation, biological process: protein import into nucleus; protein export from nucleus. Gene Ontology annotation, cellular component: nuclear envelope; cytosol. Bases 1 to 2721 code for a protein of 906 amino acids. Gene Ontology annotation, molecular function: nuclear export signal receptor activity; small GTPase binding. NCBI's taxonomy places the organism in Eukaryota, Fungi, Ascomycota, Eurotiomycetes, Onygenales, Onygenaceae.